AUGGAGAUGGCAGCUACGCUCGACUUGCACGAACUUUGCGCCAACCUGACAAAGGUUGCGCUGAAGGCAGGCGGCCUCAUCCGAAAUGCACGAACGACUGGACUCGACAACCGGCAAACCAGUGCGAUCACAUGCAAGAAGAACACUGCCGAUAUUGUGACCGAGACCCACCAAGCUUCCGAAGAGCUUAUUCGCUGGUAUUUGUUAGAAUGGUACCCAAGCAUCAAGUUCAUCGGCGAAGAAUCAUUCAAGGCUGGUCUCGACCGCAUCACCAACGCGCCGACCUUUGUGGUAGACCCCAUCGACGGCACAUCGAACUUCGUCCACGGUCUGCCCGAGGUCUGUGUGUCGAUCGGCCUUGUGGUCAGCCGUAAGCCCACGGUUGGCGUUGUGCACAAUCCCUUCACCGGAGAGCUAUGGACAGCCAUCAAGGGCAACGGCGCAUACUACUCCCGCACCCACGCGAGGGUCCAAGAUGGUAAGGACAACACCGACAUAUGCCACGAGGCACAAGCAGUGAAGUUGCCCCGUUUCCCGGCGCCGUUCUCUGCAGACGGCCUUCGCGGCGCUUGUAUCGGCAUCGAGUUCGGCAGCGACCGGCAGGGGCCGAACUUCGACAUGAAUCUAAAAGUGUUCACGACUCUGGCGCGCACACAACAUACGGGCGGGCUCUUUGUGAAUUCUCUGCGUUGUGUCGGCAGUGCGGCUCUGGCCAUCUGUAGAGUAGCCUCGGGACAGCAGGAGGCGUUUUGGGAGUGUGGAUGCUGGGCCUGGGAUGUGGCGGCGGCGUGGUGCAUACUCGAGGAAGCCGGUGGGAUCAUGGUCGACGGGCACCCAGGAGGUUGGCAGCCGCCAGUUGAUAACAGGCGGUACCUUGCUGUCAGACCAGCCCUGGGCGAAGUCAGUGGCAGACGGACGGGCCAGAAGCAGCAAGAGGAUUUUGUCAACGAGUUUUGGUCGACUUUAGGCGAGCUGAGGUCCACAUAUGGACCCCUGUAG
Molecule: messenger RNA, 999 nt
Organism: Microdochium trichocladiopsis
Lineage: Eukaryota; Fungi; Ascomycota; Sordariomycetes; Xylariales; Microdochiaceae
Product: myo-inositol-1-monophosphatase
Exons: 2
Coding region: 1-999 (332 amino acids)
Biological process (GO): inositol metabolic process; signal transduction; phosphatidylinositol phosphate biosynthetic process
Molecular function (GO): inositol monophosphate 1-phosphatase activity
Source: RefSeq, a predicted model, not a curated record